CCCGCGCGCAGCGGCCAUUGCAAGUAAAAUCGAAGCAAGCUCUUGAAGUGGCGUUUUACUGUUGCAAAACUCUUGGUGCAUUUCAAGUGCGAAAGUGUACGAGAUCAUCGUGCAUUGAACUAUUCAAGAAGUGAAUUACGAAUUCCAAGUGAAAGAGACAACAGACUUUGUGCCAACAAAUUCAUAUUUUGCUGGAGGUUAAAGAAAUAAAAGAAGAAUGUCUCUUAUACCGAUGCUAUUCUCCAACUGGUGGGAGGGUCUGGAUAGACCUCAUCGCUUGUUCGAUCAGAAUUUUGGAUUACCUUUGAGUCCUGAGGAUUUGCCCACAACUUUGGUUCCGUACGACCCGGAAGUUAUGGUACUCAGACCUCGUCGCCGGGGACUCCGAAGAUUCCAGCCCUACGAGAGAGCCUUAGAACGCAAAACUAGUGGAACAUCAACGGUACAAGCUGACAGGAACAAAUUCCAAGUCACACUGGAUGUUCAGCAGUUUGCUCCAGAGGAAGUGACUGUUAAAGUUGUGGGAAAGAAUGUAAUUAUCGAGGGAAAACACGAAGAGAAGCAAGACGAGCACGGCUGGAUUUCCAGACAAUUUGUACGAAAAUACCUAGUACCCGAACAGUGUGAUAUUGAUCAAAUUCAAUCCAGUUUGUCAUCUGAUGGAGUGUUAACAAUCACUGCUCCAAGGAAGGAACCGGAGUCAAAGAAUGAAAGAGUUAUCAAAAUCCAAGCCACAGGACAGCCUGCUCUGAGGGAGGAUGCAAAAUCAAAUGAAGUACAACAGAAUGAGAAACCUUCACCCCCAAAGACUCCAGCACAACAAAGAGGACAGAAGGAGCAUACAGUCAAGGCUGCUUAAGAAGAUACUUAUUCAUUUAAAAUUGGUUGCAUUUUAGCAUCACACAUAUUUCAUCUUCAUAAACAGUAUUUUCUCACUUCAUCCCUUUUAUAUUAACUUCUACCAUUUUUAUUCAUUCCAUUUAAGUUGAGAGAGUUGUGUUUUAGUUUUUUUUCUUUUUCAAUUUUUCGUUCCUAUAAGAUCAUACUUUAGAUUAUUCAAUUUCAUAUCUUAAUAGACAUAUAAGAAAACUCUUGUUUUUUAUCUAUUGUA
Osmia lignaria (orchard mason bee) is the source of this 1111-nucleotide messenger RNA. The record is from RefSeq and is a predicted model, not a curated record. Lineage: Eukaryota; Metazoa; Arthropoda; Insecta; Hymenoptera; Megachilidae.